This is a messenger RNA of Scophthalmus maximus (turbot), 1638 nucleotides long. RefSeq lists its product as uncharacterized. Lineage: Eukaryota; Metazoa; Chordata; Actinopteri; Pleuronectiformes; Scophthalmidae. The transcript has 4 exons. The record is from RefSeq and is a predicted model, not a curated record. The coding region runs from base 81 to 683 and encodes 200 amino acids.
GUGUGUGUGUGUGUGUGUGUGUGAGUGAGAGAACUUCACGUGGGGCGUGACGACCGAAGACCUUCCCUCCUCUUCACGUGAUGAAGCCGAUAAGAGUCGGUGGGAUUCGCCCACACAGGGAUCGUUCGUCUUCAGUCUGUCUCUGCAGAUUGAGGAGGAGGAUGAUGAUGAUGAUGAUGGUGAAGACGACGCCUGGACGAGUUCUCUUCAUCUUGUCGGUGACUCUGUUCGCCGCAGCUGCUCAGAAACACAAAGUCUCUCCGAGACCAGAGUGGGAGUUCAGGAAUGAGGCAGAGAGAGUGAACAGCAGAGGAUGUUCCAACCUCACGUUGGUUUUAGACAACUGGAAAUACGCCAUCAUGACGCAGGUGAAGGAUCUGCUGCUCCACGACCACAGCACCGUGCUGCCCGACUACGGAAGGAUCCAGCACCUGUCCGACGCCCUCGGUGACCUCUACCGGGAGUUCAACGCCCUGAAGGAGCGUCUCGCCGAGCUCACGGCCAAGUUCGACGGGGUGGAGGCCUUCGUGGACCAGGUGCGGUCGGGGAGGAAACCUGCUGCGCCCCGAGGGGAAACCAGGGAAGAGGGAGAGGCGGCAGCGGCUGGAGGCCGACCUCAGGGGAGGAGGAGGAGCAGGGUGGUGGUCCGGAGGGUCGUGACACCUGCAGCGUCACAGGACUGAAGUGAUGAAGAGCAUCACUCUCCUGUUUGGUUUGUUAUAUAUAGAGACUUUAUUAGUAUAUAAUGUAACACGCGAGUGAGCAGCGGGUCCUCGGUUCGAUUCCCGUCGCUGCUCGACCCUCUCGCCUAAUUUCCUGAAAAAAACUAGCUUCAAAUUAUAAACAGGAGCAUUUUUAAAUUGAAUUAAAAUACAUUAAAUCUGCAGGACACAAAACUCUUAAGUAGCUGCAUAAAUUCUUGGGUAAAAACAAACAAAUAUUUUCUUUGAUUUAUUUAUUGGAGUCAUAUCUCAUAUUACACGUGCAUUUAGAUGCUAUAGAUGUUUUUUCUUCUCGUGAUAAUUAAUGUUUAUUUGAAGUACUCAACAGUUUAUUUUCUCGGAUGACGGUCUGCCACAAGAUGGCUCCAAAGAGAUGUGUAUGUGCAUCAAUGCAUAUUAAAAAGUGUAAACCUGGGGGAUGAAUAUGAGGAACUAUACAUUUUAACAAUGUGAACUAAUAUUUGGCUUUGAAUGCAGCAGGAUCUCUUUACCAACGGAAUUGAAUAAAUGAACCUGGAUAUGGAAAACGUAAUAUUCUUCUUACUGCUAUUCCUCAUAUUUUGAUAAUCAUAUUUGUAUGAUAACAACUUGUUUGUGACGUCCUGUGGGUUUGAGAUGGUUUUGUCUGCUCGAACAAAAUACUUUAAAAAAAUGAUUGAAAUAUGAUUAUGCUGAUUAUUAUUGUCGAUCAUUUAAACAGACUCUAGACACAAACGUAUUCAUAACAGUUGAGUCAUAAUUGAUGUGUAGAUGUUUCUUCGUGGGUCAAAACACAAAACUUAGAGGCACAGAAAUCCUGAGUCAUGAAAACAAAUGGUUUCCUUUUACCCUCACACACACACACACACUGUCGAAACUGAAACUUACAGUGAGCAAAUAAGGGGAAAUAAUAAAUGAGAAAAAAGAAAAGGUAAAA